GAUCCGGAAGCGUUCCAGUUAAACCCAGAAAAUGUGCUACGUUUGCCAAAAUGGGAAGGUACUCUUGAUGAUACAGCGCUUGUUGAUCUGGCCGAAUUGCUCAAAACAAUACACUUAUCGGAUGUUGAUGACGUAAGGCCUACACUGCAGUACUACAGUCAAUUUGAUGAUCCACUCAAGGAAUUCAGGGAAAGAGCCGCCCGAGUAGCCGAAAUGGAGAAAAUGCAGCAUCAGAUUGAGUCCGAGAAAGAGGCAUAUGUCGCACCGGUGAAGAAAUAUCAGGGUCGACUUUUUGGUUUUCGUAGGCAUGAAUAG
Molecule: messenger RNA, 315 nt
Organism: Gongylonema pulchrum
Lineage: Eukaryota; Metazoa; Nematoda; Chromadorea; Rhabditida; Gongylonematidae
Source: the annotation of a GenBank genome assembly